Suillus paluster is the source of this 2746-nucleotide messenger RNA. RefSeq lists its product as uncharacterized. The annotation marks the transcript as partial. The record is from RefSeq and is a predicted model, not a curated record. The transcript has 10 exons. Lineage: Eukaryota; Fungi; Basidiomycota; Agaricomycetes; Boletales; Suillaceae.
CAGACCGCGCCCCGUUAAUGCAAGAGUUGACAGAGUUUGCUGAUUCAUGACAGUCAUUUCAAGGGUGCUUGCUGUACCUGCCAUAGAACCGGAAGACAAAUAUUGGUUUCCCUUCGGCGCCGCAUAUCGUUGGCCAGUGACUUUCGUGACCUUAUGGCAACUACGAGUACUUCCCCGCUGCUGUCUGAGCGCGUUCUUCCGACUCGUAGGGCCGCAAGGAGGGCUUCCGCUGUAUUUGCAGACCAGCUCCUCAGUUCGCCAGGUCGCUCCGACGAUGAGCCCGAGCCCGAGCCCUCCGACUCAUUUGGAGAGCCUGCAUCACGUAGGCAGCCCAAUGUCAAAUUCCGCUAUAAUGCCAAGGGAAAAUUCCGCGCUUCGCCGCUAAAGCAGACGGACAGCCCAUCACCAUCCUCUAAGUAUCAUCCCAAACCAAAGCGCACACCUAAACCCAAGCGCACGCCUAAACCCAAGCCUGUCACACCCUCACGCUCCCAACCCCAACCAUCUGCCCCUUCUUCUUUUUCGGAUAGGGAAGGCACAGUAAGCACUCUCACAACCCUGUCGCCCUCUCCAUUUUCGAGCGUCCCAACAAGUCCGUUUGUCUCAACUAUGGAUCUUCCCCCACCUUCCAUAAUUAGUCAAGCCACCCCACCACCUCAGAAGCUUCGUAGGGCUAGGGGUGGCUCCAUGCGCUCCCUCGGAGCACCCAGUUCUAGCUUCUCACAGCCCACGAGCCAAACUUCCCCAAGGAAAAGGAAGGCGGACAAAGCAAAAUUAUCUGACCAGGGUAAUGGGCAUGGCUUCGGCGACGUUGACACUUUAGUCUGGGUACUCGUGAAUGACUUGGGAGUCCUUAUCGCCUCGGUUCCACAUGAUGACGAUAUCGAGUUUCUGGAAGAACGUAUGUGGUGGCCUGCCAGGGUCGUACAAAAGGAUCCGCUUCGUGUGACCCUCUUUGGUGACCUGGCAUCGUCUCGAGAACCUUCGACAAUUUCGUCUCCCUCCGAAUACAAUAUCCAGCCUAUUCAUAAUGUAUCUGGCGAAAAGCUUUUCUCCCGAGCAACCUUCCAGGUCUCGUCUCUCACUAAAGCUGAACCCUCAACCCCUCCCCUCAUGAUUUCCGCUUACACUGGCGGGACGUUUUCCUCAGAAGAAGAGGAUGUAGAUGACCUGCGUUCAACCAAGAAGGCCAAGGUCACACCCACUGAGUUUGAGGUUCUCACAGACCGCGCUUCUCCUCCGCCUCCAGACCCGAUGCUCCAAAUACCGGGCGAGCUUGUUCUGGCGCAGGCUCUACGAACGAGAAGUAACAAGUACUGGCCCGCGCAGCUUAUAUCAUACGAGCGCUACCGGGCCAAGUUUCUGGACGACCGGGAGUAUAACCUUACCCGGGAUAAAUUCUGGACCUCUGAGGAACGAGGCUUCGUUAUGUGUGACCUGGGCGAGUUUGAAAGUGCCGUCCAGGACACUGAGACACCAGACUCGGAGGAUGAACAGGAAGACAGGAAGCGGAGCCCCAGUCCACAGUUGUCCGACCCACCUCCUGACGCGGACGAUUUUGCUGACUUGUCGAUGCAUGCACAGCUGGCGUACGUGAAGCCUGUCUUGAAAGCUAUCUUACAAGGGAAGUACGCUCCGGCCAGCAAGAGCCACGAGGCUUUCAUGCGGGGGGGUGCAGCUAGAUCCAAUCUCAUGAAGCGGGCGGCGGUGAGAGGAGGUCUGGACCCGAACGAGGUAAAGCGGUCGCAAAAACUGCUUGCACGGUGGGCACUUGGCGAAGGGUAUGCCUGUAGAGCCAAUGUAGAAAUUAAGCCCCAAGGAGACGCGGUACUACCGCCGGGGCAAGAGAAGACACCCUGCGCAUCUGCUGUAGCAGCCGAUGGUGAUGGGUUGGCAGAGGCUGGCGCCGGAAGCGAGAUAACUGCAACUUCCGACACCGCGGGUCAAGACAUAUCUCAGCCCAUACCUCCUAGUGACAUUGGCAAUCAGGUCAAUGACACCAGUGCCAUGGCAGUUGACAAGCCUACUCCCGAAAAGGCAGACGAGGCAACUUCUGACAUCGCGGGUCACCAUGACAUGUCUCAGCCCCUACCUCCCAGUAACAUUCGCAGUCAGGUUGACGACCCCAGUGCGAUGUCACUUAACAAGCUGGCAGACGAGAUAUCUCCAACUUCUGACAGCGCAAGCCCCGAUGUUCUGUCUCAGCCCAUACCUCCCAGUGAUAUUGGCAAUCAGAUUGAUGAGGAUGCAAUAAUAGUUGACAGGCCCAACCAGGCUGACGAUUCCUCAGAGCGGGAGGCGAAUGACUUGCCAUCUGCACCAUUGCCUGAUCAGCCUUCUGCGCUCAAGGAGGAUAUUCCAGACCAAUCAGAUUCUGGCGGUAACUCAGACCUGCCGCACGCUGAGGAGGUUGAGGGCCCUGUCUCUGUACGCGACCAACAGCGACCGGUAGGCUCACAGGAGUAUGAAACAUUAACGACCCUUGACAAACUUGAUUACUGCGUGAACAUUCUUCUCCCCGAGGCAAUCCAGCAGCUACUCUUGUGGCGGUCGGGUGAGCGCACUACAGCUCUCCUCUCUCCCACGGAGGAAGAAAGGCUGCAUGAGCGCGGUGCAGCAAAAGCGCAGGAAACGGAUUGGGUAUUUGACUUGCUCCGCCUGAGGGCGGCGCAGGCGCGGCUGUGGGGGGUGGAUCUGAAGGCCAAGGGUAAAGAGAAAGAUAAAGGCGGUGUAGGAGGUGGGACGC